Coregonus sp. 'balchen' is the source of this 2685-nucleotide messenger RNA. The record is from the annotation of a GenBank genome assembly. NCBI's taxonomy places the organism in Eukaryota, Metazoa, Chordata, Actinopteri, Salmoniformes, Salmonidae.
AUGGAAUCAACCUAUCAAAACAGACCUCAGAAACCAACCAGUGAGAGCGCAGGUGUUUUCACCUGGGGCCAUUGUGAACGGAAUGAGUCUGCGGCCAAUGUGUCAGGGUUUUCCUCUCUGCCUGGUCACAUCCAAGACUUCCUCUUCUAUCGUCACUGCCGCCACUUCCCGAUGCUGCUGGAUGUACCUGAUAAAUGUGGAGGCCCUCACAAGUCUGCUGAUGUCUUCCUUCUGCUUGUCAUAAAAAGCUCACCUGUGAAUUAUGACCGCCGUGAGGUACUACGGAAAACCUGGGCCAAGGAGAGACUGCAAAAUGGAAUGUGGAUCCGCAGGAUAUUUCUCUCUGGAACAACAGGCACAAGCUUUGAGAAGCGCAAACUAAACAAGCUUCUACGACUGGAGAACCGUGAGCAUAAUGAUAUCUUGCAGUGGGACUUCAACGACUCCUUCUUCAACCUCACCCUGAAGCAAAUCUUGUUCUUAGAGUGGAUGGAUAAGAACUGCCGCCAGGCCAGAUUUAUCUUCAACGGUGACGAUGAUAUCUUUGCCAACACAGAUAACAUGGUGGACUACCUUCACAGCCAGAAAAACAAAGAUGGUGACAAGCACCUUUUUGCAGGUCAUCUAAUCCGCUAUGUAGGACCCAUUAGAGAGACAGGGAGCAAAUACUAUGUCCCAGUCCAGGUUCAAGAGUCAGACUCAUAUCCCCCUUACUGUGGUGGAGGGGGCUUCCUGCUCUCUGGAUACACAGCUAUAGUCAUUUACAAAAUGUCCCAUACCAUUCCCAUUUUGCCAAUUGACGAUGUCUACAUGGGAAUGUGUUUGGAAAAGGCUGGUCUUAGGCCAGAGUCCCAUUUUGGUGUCAGAACUGCUGGACUGCAUGUCCCCUCCCAGAAAGUGGACGCUUACAACCCUUGUUAUUACAGGGAAAUCAUUUUAGUACACAGAUUUCUGCCCCAUCAGAUAUAUAUUAUGUGGCAUGGAAUACAUGAACCUAACUUGAAAUGUGGGAAUUUGCAAGGUUCACUAUAACCCUUGAAAUCAGUUGCCUGCUCAGGUUUAUUUUUCCAGUCUUUUUUGACAAGCUAAUACUGAGGUGUGAUCUCUCAAAGCAGGUUUUAUUCCUGCUGUAUUCAUGCAGCUGUUUGGACAAUGCCGGAUCUAUUGACAUAUGCCAGGUUACUGUGAAAUUUGACAGCUGGCAUUGUUAUUAAUGUAAAUGAUUGACAACACAUUAUUGAUUUAUAAUUUUCCCCAAAAAAGGGGUAGACGUGUAUACCUGUUAUACUAUUUAUUAUACUUUAAUGGGCAAUUGAUGUCCAUUUUGUUUCACUCUUUCUUUCCACUGCCUUCUGCUUUUUUGUUUUUGACAUUUUAUCUGAACACUUUGCCUAGUGUAAACCACAGUGCCUCUUGAAGACCUCACCACCCACUAAGCUCAGAACAAAUCUGAAGAUCAGAUAGCAAACUGUUGUGGUUGACUGCAAAAUAGCAAUAUGUUAGACAGGGCAUUCUUUGUCUUUAGGCAGGCUCUGUUUGUUCUUUGUAAAUGUUUUCUUGAAAAUGUUCUCUUUUUAAAUGAAUAAUCAGAGGAUGAAUACCUGUGUGUCUUUCUGUGAAUCUAAUGCUGACUGCAUGUUUAUAGAAUAUCAUUUUAUAUCCAUUUGUGUAACAAUGUUGUUGCAAAUUGCAUGUGUGAUUUAUUUAUUUUUAAUCACACACUCACACACACUUUUCAGGCUACUUGAUGAGCUUCCCUGGUGUUUUCCAGAACUUUCCAAUUAUGAAAUGAUGAUGCAUUUCAGUCACUUACUGAUGCAAAUACCCUAUAAAUUGUUACACCUUUCCCGUUUCAAGUCAUUUGACAUCUUUUCUUAUUAGCCUUAUAAACAUAGAAACAAUGUUUAAAAAUGCCAUAACUGUUUCUGUAGCAAUAUACUUGAUCUUAAACCACUAUUGUUGUCACGGUUUCGGCCGAGGCUGCCUCUCUUCCUUGCUCGGGCAGGCUUCGGCGUUCGUCGUCUCCGGAAUACUAGCUGCCACCGUUGCAUGUUUCUAUGUUCGUUUGCUUUUGUCUGAUUGUUGUUACACCUGUUAGCGUUUAGUGUAAUUAGUGUCCUUUAAGUUCUCGUUGUGUUUGUCUAGUGCUGUGUGUGAUUGUUUUACUGUCGUGCCGGUAGGCUGUAUUUCUACUGUUUGCUCGGUUGAGCUAUCUCUCCAUUGUUUGGAGUGUUUUUGUCGCACCUGUUAGUGCGCCCGUUAUUUUCGCCUACGUGCGGAGUUUCGCCUCAGGGCGUUUGUUUGUGAUUGUUUUUCGUGUGCUUCAACUAAAGUCUGUUGGACUAACGUUCUGCAUCCUGCGCCUGAUUCCACCACCACACCCACCUACAUCUACCUUGACAAUUGUUUGUUAGUGUCAGAGUAAAAUGUCAUUUCGGUCAUUUGUGUGGUAUUAAAAAAGAUCUGUCUAAUGUCUCCAGUCAUGUAAAACUACGUACAAUUGCAUGAAAUAAUUUGAAAAAAAGGCCAUUCUUUCCCAGACCCGCUAAUAAUAGAUGCAUGCAAUGCUUUAUUAUAAAGGUGAUUUUUGGAGGGUUUCCAGGUUCCCACUUCAUUGAUAUUGCAAUCUAACCAUGUCAGAAUCAGAUUCUGAACAUGGCCCUGGUGGGUAACGCCCAGCGCUAA